AUGGCUUACGAGAUUUGGCAAGUACCCAAAUCGAAGAACAGUCAAGCCGAUGCACUCGCCAAGCUGGCUUCGGCGAUAAACGACAAAGUCAGUAGACAGGUUAUGAUGGAAUUACUAACUCACCCGAGCACUAUGACGGUUGAUGUAUGUACCGUACGGUACGAGGACACUUGGAUGCCCUUAAUACAACCUUACUUAACAAACGUGGUUACACCACUCCGUACCUGA
Molecule: messenger RNA, 228 nt
Organism: Prunus armeniaca (apricot)
Lineage: Eukaryota; Viridiplantae; Streptophyta; Magnoliopsida; Rosales; Rosaceae
Source: the annotation of a GenBank genome assembly